AUACGAGGUUCACGAAACUGGCUUCUACAUACACGCUAUGUACGUGGUGAACAUGUGAGGUGUAUGGAAUUAGCAGAAGAAUUGCAAAAACAGACAAAUAAUACUCACAGAUUCGCGUACUAUAUAAAGGGCGCAGUUUUGGCAGAUGCAGGGCGUCUUCAAGAAGCAGUGGACAAGUUCCACAGCUGUAUUCGCUUACAGCCACAGGAUCCAGAACCUUUGAAACAAGUAGCUAAGUGCUUAUACCGGCAAGGUCGUUUCCAACUGGCACUAGAAGCUUAUUUAGAAGCGGAUAAAUUAUCUAAGCAACCAGAUCCAGAAAUCUAUUGUGCUUUAGCGGAAUGUGCGAACUCCGUGGCGGGUGUCGGCGGCGCGGGCGUGGAAUGGGCGCGGGCGGCGCAGGCUGCGGGCGGCGGGGAGCGCGCGGCGGCCUUGCUCGCACGGCUGCUGCUGGGGGCCGGCGACGUACCCGGCGCACUGGCGGCCUACGACCAUGCUCUCGCGAGUCAUGCUUGCGGCGCUGAUACUCUAGCUGCGGCAGGAGCACUAAGUCUCAGGGCAGGCGAUCCUCGUCGUGCCUUUCAAUUGCUAGGCGAAGCUCUAUCUCAGCAGCCUACGCAACACGCCGCAGCACUAGCGCUAGCCGCUAUGCUGCUGCAACAUAAAGACGUAGAUGCCGCGCUAGCGAGACUUAAAGUGGCUUUAAGCGCUCAUCCGACAUGUGUUGCUGCGCAUUCAAACCUUGGCCUCGCGUUGCUUACAAAGAAAAAGUUUGUCGCUGCGCUGACGUGCCUGAGCCGCGCGGCGACGGGCGCCCCGCUGAGCGCGCGCGCCGCCCACAACUUGGGCCUGGCGCUGCUGUGGUGCCGCCGACCCGCCUCCGCCUUCUGCCGCCUCGCCUGCGCCGCUGCACUGCGACCCACUCGCCAUCACACCGUAUUGCUAAUAGGAAUUGCUCUAGAACGAUUAGGCGAUAGCAGAGCUGAUGCAGCGUAUAACAGAGCUGUAGCUCUUUCUCCUGAAGACCCGCUAGUCAGACUUAACCUGGCCGGUAGACACGCUAGAGCUGGGAGAUUGGCUGAUGCUGUAGAGGAAGCCAGAAUUGUUGCCCAAUUGCUUGAAUACACUCCCGAUGCUCAGGUAUCAAGUAAUCUGGCGACUUUACUGAGUCUUCUGCCGAAAAUAGAGCUUCAGGAGAUUGAACUUCCGGCAGCGGAAAGCGAACACAGCACCACAAUCGACGAUACCCAAGAAACUAAGGAAUUCCAGCCAGAUGAAGUUUAAAUACGUGCUUCGUGAAACUUUAGAAUUAGUUCUAAGAUA
Vanessa tameamea is the source of this 1323-nucleotide messenger RNA. RefSeq names its product Bardet-Biedl syndrome 4 protein homolog. The transcript has 8 exons. Bases 64 to 1284 code for a protein of 406 amino acids. Gene Ontology annotation, biological process: protein localization to cilium; cilium assembly. The record is from RefSeq and is a predicted model, not a curated record. NCBI's taxonomy places the organism in Eukaryota, Metazoa, Arthropoda, Insecta, Lepidoptera, Nymphalidae. Gene Ontology annotation, cellular component: ciliary basal body. Gene Ontology annotation, molecular function: protein binding.